Funneliformis geosporum is the source of this 1281-nucleotide messenger RNA. The record is from the annotation of a GenBank genome assembly. NCBI's taxonomy places the organism in Eukaryota, Fungi, Glomeromycota, Glomeromycetes, Glomerales, Glomeraceae.
AUGUCUUUCUUACAGAAAAGUCUGCCCUACAAAGACAUAUUUGGCUUAACUCUGGACGAUUCAAUCUGGCGAGAUCAAAAAAGGACAACUCUACGAUCAAAUGAUUCGUCAGAACAGAUGUUGUAUCAAACCUUCUUUAUUCCAAAAAAUUUUCCACAUGUUCAACAAAAAUCGAAACAAGUUAACACUUUUUUUCAAUAUGGAUUUCCAUCAUUACUUGAAUUGAUACAAAUUAAUCAAAUGGAAAUGAAAAAACAACAACGUUUAGAUUUAAAUUUUCUCCCUAUUAUCACAACUCGUGAAGAUGAAAAACCUGAUAUUGAUGUGAAACUUCAAGAGAAUAGCCGAUGCUAUUCGUUGUUUCAAUACGAUCUUCUAUAUAGUAAAAGGAAUAACGAAGAAAGAUCAAAAACGCAAAUUUGCCCUUGUUGUCCACCUCUUGAUCUUCCAAAACCAUCACGUCAAAUUCAACGGCAGAUGGAUGAUAGCGUUUCUUACAUGCUUUCAAUUGGUGCGCCCAACAUCGAUUUCAUAAAAUCUUUGAACAAAACCAUUCAAUUGGAUUGUCAUUUUGAAGAUACCUUUUUAUUGAAUGAACUUGCGGAUGAAAGUUUUAAUGUGUCCAACGGUGUGUCAAAUCUAUUGGAUAAAUCUGUCCAAUCGGAUUUAGUGUUUAAUAAAUCUGCGGAUAGGAAAUUAAACCAGCCAAGAAAAAUGUUCUUAUUUGAGGAAAAACCCGUUAAACUGGUUAAUUCUUCAUAUAAUGGUGUGGUUAAACUUCACGAGCAAAGUAAUGAUAAAUCAAUGCUACAAUCUUCAUCGUUGACCGUAGAGAAGGUUCAUAGUAUUUUAAAGAUUUAUCAUUCAACAUCUAAAGGUUUAAUUGAAAAGAAAGAACGAAAGAAUUUAAUUGAUUUCUCAGCAGUCGAUGAGCGAGAAACUUUGGAUGAUAUUAAAGUUAGCAAUGUCAAAAUUUUCAAAUGUGUUCAAUGCGAUAAGGAAUUUCCCAAUAAAUAUUCUAGGAAAAAACACGUUAUACACGAUCAUAAUUAUUUUUGUAAAUUUUGUAACAAUGUUUCAUAUAAUGUAAGACAGAUGCAUCUUCAUGAAGAAAAAACUCAGAGUGGUUACGUUACGAUAUCAAGAAAAAGACGCCCAAGACAAAAAAGGAGAGAUUCUGGUGCUACCCGUAGAUAUUAUUGCUGUGGACAAACUUUUAAUACGGGAAGAGAAUUUGGCAUACAUAAAAGUACUCACAAGUUUAUGAGUAAUAGAAAAUGA